Molecule: messenger RNA, 1012 nt
Organism: Dreissena polymorpha
Lineage: Eukaryota; Metazoa; Mollusca; Bivalvia; Myida; Dreissenidae
Product: ufm1-specific protease 1-like
Exons: 5
Coding region: 1-672 (223 amino acids)
Source: RefSeq, a predicted model, not a curated record
AUGGCGGCACCCAUUGAAGUUAACAAUGAAAUAUUUUCGACAGUUGUUCACACAGAUCUUGAAAAUAAAGGCAACAAUUGUCACUUUAUUAAAGGCCAUUAUGACUAUAUUCAUUAUGGUUGCAAUAUGUUUGAUGAUAGGGGAUGGGGUUGUGGAUACCGAACUCUACAGACACUUUGCUCUUGGGUGAAACAACAGAGGACCUCAACUGGUCAGGCUGCCCGGGAGGUUCCCUCUAUUCUGGACAUUCAGCAAGCUCUAGUCACAAUGGGGGAUAAGCCUGCCAGAUUUCUAAACUCUCGAGAAUGGAUUGGGUCUUUUGAAGUGUGCCUGUGUUUAGACUAUUUUUACGACGUCCCAUGCAAAAUCAUUCACAUCAACUCAGGUUCAGAGUUACCUCAAUAUUUAAAUGAAAUUGCUGAGCACUUCAAACAAUUUGGAUCUCCUAUUAUGAUGGGUGGUGAGAGUGACGCUUCUUCUAAAGGAAUAUUUGGAGUCUGUUUGGAUCGUCCAGCUCUACUUAUACUGGAUCCCCACUAUUAUGGUCCCACACAGAGCCGAAAUUUCCUGCAGCAAAAUGGUUGGGUGGCAUGGCAUCCCAUGGAGACAUUCUCACAUCACACAUUCUACAAUCUGUGUCUACCACAAUUGAAAGCAAACACGUUAACAUGAUGACAACAUUACUUUAGUUGUUAAAUAUAUUAUGUUUGAUGUUUUAUUGUUAUAAUAAAUUUACUAUGCAAAACUGCAUAUUGGUUUUUUGUACCCCGCCGUUUGGUGCAGUUUAUUUAACAGUUAAAACUAAGAUUGGGAUAAGUAUUGUAUGGACUACCGUACCUUACUAUGUAUAACAUACAGUUUGUAUCCUCCAAAGUUGAAUUAAAAGAGUUGGUCCGCAUAUGUUACAGUACACACAAGAAUCACGAUUAACAACUACCAAUAGUUCUUAAGUAACUGUCACAACAAGAUGUAAAGCGAAAUGGCAGGACAGCUGCUUAGCACCAGGAUAAUC